CGGGUCGGGCGCGUGCAAAGCGAGCACUUACUUCCCCGCAGUAACUGUCCGUCGCUCGGGUCUGGGACCAACUCUUUCUUGCCUUUUGAAACGGGCAUGAGUCCGGUCAGGGUGUGGGGCAUGAGUCCGGUCAGGGGUGUGGGCGAGCGGCUUUAUCAUCCCUGCGGUGGUCCUUGUGGAAUGCGGUCUGGGCACUCUUUGGUAGAAGGAGGAAAUGACGUGACUGGUUCGUGCUCUGGACGUGAGGCCGCAGCAGGACCGUAGGGGGCAGCAUGGCCUGGCCUCGCCUGGUCCCCCGGGGCGCCGCCCCCUCCCGCCUCAGCCACCACCACGUGGUCGUCUUCCUGCUCACCUUCUUCAGCUACUCCCUGCUCCACGCCUCGAGGAAGACCUUCAGCAACGUCAAAGUCAGUAUCUCCAAGCAGUGGGCGCCCACCGCCGCCAACGCGUCCACGUCCGUGGCACUGCCCGUCGAGAUCUGGAGCCGCAACCACCUGUUCCCCAGUGCGGAGGAGGCCACACUCUUCCUCGGGACACUGGACACCCUCUUCCUCUUCUCCUAUGCCGUGGGCCUGUUCAUCAGCGGCAUCGUCGGGGACCGGCUGAACCUGCGAUGGGUGCUGUCCUUCGGCAUGUGCUCGUCUGCGCUAGUGGUGUUCGCCUUCGGCACGCUCACGGAGUGGCUGCACUUCUACAACAAGGGGCUGUACUGCUGUCUGUGGAUCGUGAACGGCCUGCUGCAGUCCACAGGCUGGCCUUGCGUGGUCGCUGUCAUGGGCAACUGGUUCGGGAAAGCCGGCCGCGGCGUGGUCUUUGGCCUCUGGAGCGCCUGUGCCUCAGUGGGGAACAUUCUCGGCGCGUGCCUCGCCUCCUCCGUCCUGCAGUAUGGCUAUGAGUACGCCUUCCUGGUGACCGCGGCCGUGCAGCUCGCUGGCGGGAUCGUCAUCUUCUUUGGGCUCCUGGUGUCCCCGGAAGAGAUCGGGCUCCCUGCCGCCGAGUCCGCCGAGCUCGCCGAGGAAGACUCACGCCGGCCGCUGAUGGGCGGGACGGAGCCCGAGGAGGAGUGCGAGCCAGGCUACUCCAUCCAGGAGGGCGCGGCCGCCCCUGCCCCGCCCGCCAAGGCCAUCGGCUUCCAUCAGGCCUGCUGCCUCCCCGGCGUCAUCCCGUACUCGCUGGCGUACGCCUGCCUGAAGCUGGUGAACUACUCCUUCUUCUUCUGGCUGCCCUUCUACCUGAGCAACAACUUCGGGUGGAAGGAGGCCGAGGCAGACAAGCUGUCCAUCUGGUACGACGUGGGCGGAAUCAUCGGCGGGAUCCUGCAGGGCUUCAUCUCCGACCUGCUGCAGAAGCGCGCGCCCGUGUUGGCCCUCAGCCUGCUCCUGGCCGUCGGCUCGCUGGUGGGCUACAGCCGCUCUCCCAACGACAAGUCCAUCAACGCCCUCCUGAUGGCCGUGACAGGGUUCUUCAUCGGCGGCCCGUCGAACAUGAUCAGCGCUGCGAUCUCUGCCGACCUGGGCCGCCAGGAGCUGGUCCAAGGCAGCAGCGAGGCCCUGGCCACCGUCACGGGCAUCGUGGACGGGGCUGGGAGCAUGGGCGCCGCCGUGGGCCAGUGUUUAGUGUCUCUGAUCCAGGACAACUUCGGGUGGAUGUGGGUUUUCUACUUCUUCAUUGUCAUGACCAGUUGCACGAACCUGUUUCUCUCGCCGCUGAUCGUGCGGGAGAUCCGGCAGCUGGUGCAGAGGCAGCACGCGCUCAGCGAGUGACCGCCCGCGGGACCAGCGCCGCGAGAGCCCCCGGGCCUGGCGUUUCUUGAAAUUCCCCCGGUGGGGCUGUCUCCGGAAGCCCCGGCGUCACCAAAGCCCGGGUGCCCCCCCCCCCCACGGUGCUGAGCAGCCCUGAAGGCCGGGCUGUGUGUUUACACUACAGGAGUCACUGCUUCGUUUCCUCUGGGGCCCCGGGGCCAGCGCGGCGGUGCUUGGGGCGCACUCCUGGCUCUGCGCUCAGGGUUUGCUCACGGGACCACACGCGUGGUGCCAGGGAUUGAACCCGGGCCGGCUGUGUGCAAGGCAGUGACCGCCCCUGCUGACACUACAGGAGUCCUCGUGGGUGCUUUGGAUUGCUUCUGUGGCGCGCGCUGGACGCCCCGCGUGCUCUCCCACGCCUCGGUCCGGCCCUUCACCUUCCAGGUGCCGCUGCCUCCCCAGCCCCUGAGCUGCUGCUGACCAGGAGGUGCCCGUGCAGGGCCAGCGGGGCCUCUGCCAGUGGCACGGCAGCCUCAGUGGAUCAGGGACCGAGACGGACUCAAUCUUGGAGGCCUCACGUCCGGCGGGAGCGGCCGGGCCGGAAGCAGACAUCCCGUGUGGGCGCCAGAUUCUGGAUUUCUCUGAACCCUGGCAGCACGGGUUCCUGCGGCUGGUGGGCGUCCGAGUCUCGUCUCCUGUUGCACCUGAAGUCCUCGGGGGCGUGUCCCCUGCAGCAGACGGGAGGUGGAGAAAAUGGAGGAGCCCCGCCCCCUUUGCAGACUUUUAACCUUUUAGCCUGUCACUGCCCCCAAGGAACAGAUCCCUGGGGCCCGAGGGCCAGCCAGCAUCUCUUCUUGGGACCCUGGAGGCAUGUCCUCGGGGCCAUGAAUUUUGUCUGCUCACUGUGGAUGUUUGAGAGUCGUCUGUGUGGAGGUCUUAAACCGUCGGCCAGCUGGGAAGAAAGCGUGCCCGUGCCCGAAAGAGCCGCUCUCCAGGCUCGAGCUGGUUCUCCGAAACGGGGUGCGGUCACGACCUCGCUCGCAUGUUAACCGAGUCCAGCGGAUUCCCAAUCAGCUGGCUCCUGACACAAAGGGAACAUAGGAAACAGGAAGAGAAAAUAAAGCGGCUUUUGUAACAA
This is a messenger RNA of Sorex araneus (European shrew), 2880 nucleotides long. RefSeq names its product solute carrier family 37 member 3 (gene SLC37A3). NCBI's taxonomy places the organism in Eukaryota, Metazoa, Chordata, Mammalia, Eulipotyphla, Soricidae. The record is from RefSeq and is a predicted model, not a curated record. Gene Ontology annotation, molecular function: transmembrane transporter activity. The transcript is spliced from 15 exons. The coding region runs from base 273 to 1763 and encodes 496 amino acids. Gene Ontology annotation, cellular component: endoplasmic reticulum membrane. Gene Ontology annotation, biological process: transmembrane transport.